Messenger RNA from Penicillium cosmopolitanum, 315 nucleotides. RefSeq lists its product as uncharacterized. The transcript has 2 exons. The record is from RefSeq and is a predicted model, not a curated record. Bases 1 to 315 code for a protein of 104 amino acids. Lineage: Eukaryota; Fungi; Ascomycota; Eurotiomycetes; Eurotiales; Aspergillaceae.
AUGGACAUCGUGAUAAAAGGACCCACCGUCCGGGUGGGGCUCAAAGCCCAGGACCUCGAGUACGAAGAUAACUGGGAGGCGGAGGAUAGAUUCGGACAACAUAUAUGUGAACAGUUGAAUCUUGGGAGAGGCCGUCCGAUUAUGUGUCAUUGCACAGACCAUGCCUACCUGUUUGAAGCCGGGGGAAAGUUUUACUUCUGGUAUUGCGUUGGUCUUGAUGUCUUCGAAAUUACCUCUCCGAUAACCCUGGAUGAAAUUAUUAAGACUAUGAAGGAAAAGGGAGAUGGGGGCGUGAAGACUAAGAGGCUUGUAUGA